UAUUAUGUCUUUGUUCGGUGAGAAAAGUCCAACAAACACCGUCUCAUUGUUCUUCGUUUCACUUCUGAAUUUUGAUUUCGAUUACACUGUUUGCCCCAAAAGCUGCUUCUGAAAUCAUCAUGGCUACUGUGGCUCACAACAAUCUUAACGCGAAGCUCGUGUUGCUAGGGGACAUGGGCGCCGGGAAAUCGAGCCUGGUGAUACGAUUUGUCAAGGGUCAAUUCCUCGAAUUCCAAGAAUCAACGAUCGGUGCUGCCUUCUUCUCGCAAACGGUGUCUGUGAAUAAUUCCACCGUCAAAUUCGAGAUCUGGGAUACUGCUGGACAGGAGAGGUAUCAUAGCUUGGCUCCCAUGUACUACAGAGGCGCAGCUGCUGCAAUCAUCGUUUACGACAUCACCAGCGCGGAUUCCUUUUCAAGGGCUAAGAAGUGGGUGCAGGAACUCCAGAAGCAAGGUAAUCCUAACAUGAUUAUGGCUCUUGCUGGAAACAAAUGUGAUCUUGAAGAGAAACGAAAUGUGACUACAGAAGAGGCACGUGCUUAUGCUGAAGAAAAUGGGCUUUUCUUCUUGGAAACCUCUGCCAAAACUGCUUCUAAUGUGAAUGAUAUAUUCUACGAAAUAGCGAAAAGAUUACCUAGAGCUCAACCGGCACCAAACCCAUCUGGGAUGAUUCUUGCUGAUAGACCUGCUGAAGGAUCCCGGACUGCUUGCUGUUCUUAACCACUACCCGCCAUAAAGUCAGGUGCUUUCCAUGUUUGUCCUGAUUGAUAUAAGCAGUAGAUUCUGCCGAUAACUAUGCAAGUGAAGGUACGAAACUUCUUAUGGUGAUUAGGUGAUUGGUGCGCCGGCUUGUCGAUUGUAGCUGUAAAUAAUAAGUUCUUUUUUUCCGUGCGAAUUAAUUUGGCUUUGGCUACUAUAACUAUCUAGACUCUUAUUGUUCGGUAUCUGCUGUGCUGUAACUAUGGAACUUUGCCUUAAACUUGUUGGAGAAUCUUGACAAUUUAUUCAUUAACACCGGAUAACAUUGUGUCGUA
Molecule: messenger RNA, 1033 nt
Organism: Andrographis paniculata
Lineage: Eukaryota; Viridiplantae; Streptophyta; Magnoliopsida; Lamiales; Acanthaceae
Product: ras-related protein Rab5
Exons: 8
Coding region: 120-719 (199 amino acids)
Molecular function (GO): GTP binding; GTPase activity
Source: RefSeq, a predicted model, not a curated record